Molecule: messenger RNA, 2035 nt
Organism: Hippocampus comes (tiger tail seahorse)
Lineage: Eukaryota; Metazoa; Chordata; Actinopteri; Syngnathiformes; Syngnathidae
Gene: pdp1
Product: pyruvate dehydrogenase phosphatase catalytic subunit 1
Exons: 9
Coding region: 129-1673 (514 amino acids)
Biological process (GO): protein dephosphorylation
Cellular component (GO): mitochondrion
Molecular function (GO): cation binding; [pyruvate dehydrogenase (acetyl-transferring)]-phosphatase activity
Source: RefSeq, a predicted model, not a curated record
GCCAAUGAGCUUCCACUUUGCGGUUGGGGCGCUGGUGGACUAGCGAGAAGUCUGGCUGGCAGUGCUUGGGCUCGAGCCAUGAGCUUUAAGAACGUCUUUACAUUCAAGAGUGCAGUGCUCUGUCUGCCAUGCCCGUGAUGUCACAGCUGUUCAGGGGCUUGCCUCGGGUGAAAGUCUUGUCAUCCCAUCUGUUACCAUGCCAGCCUCAAUUGGUGUCAUCCGCCUCGUGGCGCCCUAACCACAUGAGUCACACUCCCUCAAGAUGUUACCAGACCACCUCCACGCUUCACAGCUACAUCCUCACUCCACCUCAAGUAAACUCCAUACUCAAAGCCAACGAGUACAGCUUCAAGGUGCCCGAGUUUGAUGGCAAGAACGUGUCAUCCGUGAUGGGCUUUGACAGCAAUCAGCUGCCAGCAAACGCUCCUAUAGAAGACCGCCGCAGUGCUGCAACAUGUCUGCAGACGAGAGGAAUGCUGCUGGGUGUGUUUGAUGGCCACGCUGGAUGUGCUUGCGCGCAGGCGCUCAGCGAGAGGCUCUUUUACUACAUCGCCGUGUCCAUGCUGCCGCACGACACGCUUUGCGAACUGGAGGCCGCGGUGGAGGCGGGCCGGGCACUCAGUCCCAUCCUGCAGUGGCAAAAGCACCCCAACGACUACUUCAGCAGGGAGGCUCAGACGCUCUACUUCAACAGCCUUCGCACCUACUGGCAGGAGCUCAUCGAUCUCACCAACCCAGGUGACGUCCCCGACACCAGGGAGGCUCUCAUGAACGCCUUCAAGAGACUGGACAAUGACAUUUCUUUGGAGGCUCAGGUCGGAGACCCAAAUGCUUUCCUGCACUACUGGGUUCUGAGAGUGGCCUUCUCUGGAGCGACGGCAUGCGUGGCUCACGUCGAUGGAGCUGACCUGUAUAUAGCCAAUGCAGGAGAUGCUCGGGCGGUGCUCGGGGUGCAGGAGGAGGACGGUUCCUUUACCGCUCACACACUCUCUAAUGACCACUGUGCCCAGAACGAGGAUGAGGUGGCUCGGAUUCGUGAAGAACACCCGCCUUCGGAGAGGAAGACUGUUAUACGACAGGACCGUUUGUUGGGCCUGCUCAUGCCCUUCCGAGCGUUCGGCGACGUAAAGUUCAAGUGGAGCAUCGAGCUGCAGAAGCGAGUGCUGGAAUCUGGGCCCGAUCAGCUGCACGAAAACGAGCACACCAAGUUCAUCCCGCCCAACUACCAUACGCCUCCUUACCUGACGGCCGAGCCCGAGAUCACCUACCACCGGCUCAGACCGCAGGAUCGCUUCUUGGUGAUCGGUUCAGAUGGCCUCUGGGAGACUCUGCACAGACAGGAAGUGGUCCGCAUCGUCGGCGAGUAUUUGACCGGCGUGCACCAGCAGCAGCCGCUCACCGUGGGGGGCUACAAGGUCACCCUGGGACAGAUGCAGGGGCUGCUGGAGGAACGCAAGGCUCGCGUGUCGUCGGACUUCGAGGACCAAAACGCAGCCACCCACCUGAUGCGGCACGCCGUGGGCAACAACGAGUUCGGCACGGUGGACCACGAGAGGCUCUCCAAGAUGCUGUCGCUGCCCGAGGAGCUGGCCCGCAUGUACCGCGACGACAUCACCAUCAUCAUCUCCCAGUUCAACCCUCAUGUGAUCGGAGCGCGGCGGCACGAAGAGUAAACACACAUUUACACUCUUGUUCAUAUAUUUUAAUACCUGACUUUAUUAUUUAUGGGAAUUUAAAAAAAGACAUUUGUACACAGGAAUGAUCCACUUUUGUAGUUGCAGAGCCGACUGUAUUAUUGUGUAUCAUUUUGCGAUACUGACUAUACACACACACACACACACACUAUAUUCUGUGUGCAUUGGCACCGUGGCAAUAUUAUUUUGUGCCAGAAGUGAGUUGAAAGUAUCUUUUCCAGGUCGGAAAAUAAAUUCCUAAGAGCAGAAUUGACAGUACGAAAAAAAAAAGAUGUAAAAGUGUAGGGAUGAACUAACAUCAACAUUUCUUGUUCAAACCGAUAAUGAGGAAGCCGUGGCUG